UUGUGCCUGAGAAGGUCUGGGGACUGGGGACUGGGGAGGUACAUGGGUGGAUGCUCAGGGUCGUGUCCCCCCAAAUCCCCCCAAGGGCUUGGGGCAACAAGUACACAUUAGAAUGGGGAUGACUACGGAGGAUCCGUCCGCUACCUCCCAGGCUCAGCCCAUCAUCAUCAGCCCCCGGGGAAUCAACAACGUCAGCAUCAGAAGCCAACAUCGCACCAUACACACGACGCCGCUAGCACCCGUCGCACCAAGGAGGCGUCUUCCGUCCGUUCUCAGCCGCCAACUUGCACAUUCUCCAUCACUCCGUCGUCACCGGCCUGCCGCUUGCCGUGUAACGGUUAGCUUCUGUUUUCCUUUCGGCGUCUCUCUCUCUCUGUGUCAACCCCCCCCUCUUGUCUUCGAUAUCCCUUGGCUCCAAUCUCCGUCCGACCCGACCCCUCCAUUGGUGACAUAUCCCUUGGAACCAGAGUAACACUUUCAACUGAUAAAUCGAGAUCCCCCGGCGGUGGUAUAUCAAUAUCUCCCCGGUUCUGCAUCCAUCUUCGUUCUCCAUUAACCCUACCGCACACCAAGACCUCCCUUUAUCCAUCACCAACCUCGACACACUCAGUCCCACCAUGGCGUCGCACACCGAUUACACCGAUAUCAAGGCCUCGGCCAAGGAGAAUGCUGCCGGUGUCUUUGCCUACGGCCAACGCCAAGUGAACCGCGUCGUCAGCCAGGACACGCGGCAGAGGGCAUACGGCAACACCUACAAUUUCGCCCAGGAACAACCCUUCCUCUUUGCCUUCCUCCUCGUUCAACUCAUCUUCUCCUUCAUCCCCAUCCUCGUCUUCGUCUCCUUCUCCGCAUCCACCAUCGCAUUCGCUUUCGGAGUCGCCGUCGUCUUCUCGCUUUUCUGGAUCGGCGUCGCCCUCCUUGUUCUCGUUCCGACCCUCUUUUUCACCUGCUCAGUCGCCGUUCUCGUCUGGGUCUGGGCCGCCGGCAGUUUCGUCGUCGCGAAACGCCUGUACGAGAUGUCGCCCAUCCGCGCUACGGGCGAAUUGGAGGUGGACGCGCCCAACGGGAAGACGUACGCCGUCAUCAAGCACGAGGACGGGGUUGAUGCGCACGCGCACAACUAGAUUGGGAUUCUGUCCAAGGGAUACACUGGUUAGGCUACACGGCGGCUAUGGGUAUGAUUUGGCGUUGGAUGGAAUGGAUACCCGGACUGUGAACUGUUCAAGUGAUUUAGGGAGCAUCGAGUCAUCACCGGUACUGGGGGCCGCUACGAUGCACAUUGCUUGAGAAUAUAACGACCCGAUU
Messenger RNA from Colletotrichum destructivum, 1305 nucleotides. RefSeq lists its product as uncharacterized. Bases 618 to 1124 code for a protein of 168 amino acids. The transcript is spliced from 2 exons. NCBI's taxonomy places the organism in Eukaryota, Fungi, Ascomycota, Sordariomycetes, Glomerellales, Glomerellaceae. The record is from RefSeq and is a predicted model, not a curated record.